Messenger RNA from Drosophila hydei, 418 nucleotides. RefSeq lists its product as uncharacterized. The transcript has a single exon. The record is from RefSeq and is a predicted model, not a curated record. The coding region runs from base 52 to 369 and encodes 105 amino acids. Lineage: Eukaryota; Metazoa; Arthropoda; Insecta; Diptera; Drosophilidae.
AGUUCAAUUGUUAUCAGUGUCGUGUGUAAGCCAGUGGGAGCAAGAGCAGAAAUGUCACCGGCUAACAGCAGCCCAGGCGAGCAGUCGAAGGCGAGGGGGCCGCCGAAGGCCUGUAGGGGAUGCAGUGGGCUGCAGCCUGGCUCAGGUCUUAUGGAUGUGGAGGAUAUGGGGAACUUGGGCUUGGAGUGGCUCAGGCGCAAGGCGAACAUUGCUCAGCAAAUGUUGACGGAUAUUAUGGAGCAGCUCACAAAGCUGCAGCCAAGCCACAGGCAUCCCACGGAAAGCAAACAAAAAUUUAAUUUGUUAAAAGGAUUUGGUCUGCUCAGCAAGAACUUUUGCUUAUUCAACGCCAGUGGUACUCCAUGCUAAGCAUUUCGCUUGAGUGAAUCGCAACACAAAUAAAUGAAUGAUAAAUAAC